Molecule: messenger RNA, 8151 nt
Organism: Portunus trituberculatus (swimming crab)
Lineage: Eukaryota; Metazoa; Arthropoda; Malacostraca; Decapoda; Portunidae
Product: glutamate receptor ionotropic, NMDA 2B-like
Exons: 22
Coding region: 98-3415 (1105 amino acids)
Biological process (GO): monoatomic ion transport; modulation of chemical synaptic transmission; synaptic transmission, glutamatergic
Cellular component (GO): plasma membrane; postsynaptic membrane
Molecular function (GO): transmitter-gated monoatomic ion channel activity involved in regulation of postsynaptic membrane potential; NMDA glutamate receptor activity
Source: RefSeq, a predicted model, not a curated record
GGAGGAGGAAAAAAAGGAGGAAAUCGUGGUGGUAGAGGUGGAGGAGGCGGAGGAGGAGGAGAAAGGGGAAGGAAGCGGAGAGUGGAAGGCGGGCAGGAUGAGAAGGGCGGCAGUGGUGGUGUGUCUGGUGUCCGUGGUCGCCACCCUCACCCUCGCCCCGCCUGGCAGUCAGUACCCCCGCAAACAGGCCAAGCAGCGCCAUCCCCAGCCAUGGCAGCGCUCGCAACACCCGACGCGGAAGUCCAGCCCGCAGCUCACCACGCCGCGGGACGGACUCAAGCCGGGUGACAAGAAGAACCUGUCCAUAGGCGUGGUCUUGCCGCACUCCACCUUCCAGCGGCGGCGCUACGAGAAGGCCAUCAAGGAGGCGCUCUUCAACAUGCAGCGGGACCCCAUCUUGCACGAGACCUUCCGCCACUACCACUUCACCUACGACGAAGUGGUCUUAAGCACCAUGCACCAUUCCUCCAGCCCCACCAAGAUCCUGGAAACAUUGUGUGACAGUUUCCUCCCGAGCAACGUGUCCGCCAUCCUAUAUCUCUUCAACUCGGAAACCUAUGGACGAUCAACAGCCUCCGUGCAGUACUUCUUCCAGCUGGCCGGCUACCUAGGGAUCCCUGUCAUAGCUUGGAACGCCGACAACUCUGGCCUGGAGCGGGAUCGGCGCACGUCCAGCCCGCAGCUCCAGUUGGCGCCCUCCAUCGAGCACCAGGCAGCGGCGAUGCUAUCCAUACUGCAGCGUUACUCGUGGCCAAAGUUCGCUGUGGUGACUUCCCUUAUCGCAGGGCACAACGACUUCAUCCAGGCCCUGCGUGACCUGAUUCUGGAGCUCCCUGCCAAGAGGUCAGGUCAGGAGUUCACCAUCACCAACACAGUGCGCGUGAGUGACCCGGAGAUAGACCUGAGGGAGUUGGUGAGUUCAGAGGCGCGUAUCCUUUUUCUGUACUCCACUCGCCAGGAGGCCGCCGCCAUCAUGAGCAGCGCGCAGAGACUAGGCCUGAAUGGCACCAACUACCUGUGGAUCGUGACCCAGAGUGUGAUCCAGAGCAACGCUGACGCACCGGGAGAGUUUCCUGUCGGGAUGUUAGGUGUGCAUUUCAAGACAACGGAGGAGGCACUUAUAGAGGAGAUCAAGAACGCAAUGCUGGUGUUCGGGUGGGGACUGCAUGGCCACGUAAAAGAUGAAAUGAGUAGAAAUGUGGUGCCCAGUCUCGCCCCCGCCCUCUCUUGUGACACCGGGGAUGCUAGAUGGAGAGGAGGUGAUAAAUUCUACAGGUUUCUCAAGAACGUGAGCCUGCAGGCAGACAACAAGCCGGCCACGCCCAAGCUGGAGUUCAACAAUGACGGGACGAGACGCGCCGUUGCUCUCCGCAUCAUGAACCUGCGGCCAGAUGUCUCCAGGAAGCUUACUUGGGAAGAGAUCGGAGUGUGGCGGUCAGGCAAGGAGCAGGCAGGCUCACUGGAGGUCAAGGACAUAGUGUGGCCCGGAUACUCCCACGUUCCCCCCAAUGGCAUCCCAGAAAAGUUUCAUCUCAAGAUCACCUUCAUGGAGGAGCCGCCCUUCAUCAACAUGGAUCCGCCAAACCCAGAGACAGGAAUGUGCACCGCUAACAAGGGCGUCCAUUGCAGGAUUGCCUCAGACGAGAUGAUGCAAGAAGUCAACGUGAGCUGGGCAAUGCGAAACUCAAGCUACUUUCGCUGCUGUUCCGGAUUUUGCAUCGACUUGCUGGUAAAGUUCUCUCAGGAUCUUGGCUUCUCCUACGACUUCUUCAGGGUAGAGGACGGCUUCUGGGGCGCUAUUGUGAACGGGAAGUGGACGGGUUUGCCAGGAGCCAUCAUCAACGGGAAGGCGGAUAUGAUUAUGACGUCUAUCAAGAUCAACUCAGAGAGGGAGGAGGUGCUGGACUUCACGGUGCCCUUCCUCGACACUGGCAUCGCAAUCGUGGUGGCCAAGCGGACUGGUAUUAUCUCCCCGACGGCUUUCUUGGAGCCUUUCGACACCGCCUCGUGGAUGUUGGUGGCGCUGGUGGCGAUACAAGUGGCCGCGGUGUCAAUCUUCCUCUUUGAGUGGCUCAGUCCUUCAGGAUACAACAUGAAGCUCCAGCCAACAGCCAGCCACCGCUUCUCUCUGUGCCGCACUCUCUGGAUGGUGUGGGCUAUUCUGUUCCAGGCUGCCGUCAAUGUGGACUGUCCCCGCGGCUACACGGCCAGGUUCAUGGGUAACGUGUGGGCGAUGUUUGCUCUGAUCUUCCUGGCUAUCUACACCGCCAACCUCGCUGCCUUCAUGAUCACCCGCGAGGAGUUUUAUGACCUGUCUGGUAUUGAGGACAAGAGGCUGCAGAACCCAACCUCCAUGAAGCCUCCCUUUAAGUUCGCCACUACCCUGCACGGCAACACAGACGUGCUCAUGAAGAAAUCUUUCCCUGUGAUGCACGCCUACAUGCGCCAGUUCAACCAAACCAGCCCGGUGGAGGGAGUGCGGGCCGUCAAGAAGGGGAACCUGGACGCCUUCCUGUACGACGCCACGGUCAUGGAGUACCUGGUGGGGCAGGAUGACGAGUGCCGCCUCCUCACCGUGGGUUCCUGGUACGCCCUCACUGGCUAUGGCGUCGCCUUUGCCAGGAAGUCCAAGUACCUCGAGAUGUUCAACGAGCUCAUCAUGAAGUACAGAGAAAACGGGGAUCUAGAGAGGAUAGCACGGUUCUGGUUCACCGGAGCCUGCAGACCGAACAAGCAACAGAAGUCAUCGAGCAAACCAUUAGCGCUGGAGCAGUUCAUGUCUACCUUCCUCUUACUCGGGUGUGGCAUUCUACUAGCGCUCCUCCUGCUUGGGUUCGAACACAUCUACUUCAAGUACUUCCGUCAGUACGUGGCCAAAUCCGAGAAGGGAAGCUGCUGUUCUCUUCUCAGUAUGAGCAUGGGCAAGUCUCUGAGCCUGCGGGGGGCGGUGCAAGAGGCGCAGGACGUACUGAGGACCCACCGCUGCCAGGAUCCGCUGUGCGACACCCACCUGUGGCGCGUGAAGCACGAGCUGGACAUGGCACGCCUGCGCAUCCACCACUUAGAGCGCCAGAUGGUCACUCACGGACUCAGACCAGCCGCCAAGGAAGGUUCCACCCCAGCGACGCCUGACCCAAGCAAACCGAGGGAGGAGACGCGGAACCACGUGAUUGCCAACGAACCAAUCAGGGGUCCGCUCCUCGCCGCCAGGACCCCAACAAUCUGCGAGGCGCCUCCAUCGUGUUUGUGUGGCGAGGAUGAUUUGCAGUCUUCUUACUCUUUCCUCGAAUGGCAGCACGAGACUUCGGAGACGAGAAGUGGCGGAGUUGGAAACCGUUCUUUGAGGUCCACACAAGACCUGGUGGCCUGGCCGACUACCACCCCGAAGGUUAAGUACUACAGGCUCAAGGUCUGAGUCACGCACUGCACGAGAGGUGAUCCCUGGUCCAAGAGCGCCAAGGAAUGCUUAUGACUAAUCUGCGUUGACUACCAAAGGAGAGAUCAACGUUGCUCAAUGAUUACGUGUUGGUGUUGAGGUUGCACGCUGCCCAAAAGACCAUCUAGAUAGUUUUUAAGGGAAAUGAUUUGUACAGAUAGAUAGCUUGUCGACUUCCUCAAACUUCCUACUGCUUUUUUUCCCAGACGUAAAGCAUCAGUCAGCCCUCAAGGUAUCAAAAGUGAGUCAGGUACAGGUCGAGUCAGUCUACACUCUGUUAGUUCCUCCAGCUGGGUCUCUCAACUGAGGAUCUUAGAAACUGAAAAUAAAUAAGAGAUGACAUUGAGAAAAAAGAAAGCGAGUAAAUAUAUAGUAGGAUUGGAAGAAUAAAGAUGAUGAAACAAAUAAUGUGGUAUAAAAGACUGCUAAGAAUGAGGGAAAGAAUCUUGUUUUAGAGUAAAAAUGCAAGGGUAGGUAGAAAAUUGAAAAGGAAACAUGAGAGGAGGGGAGAUGAAGAAUGGAGAGAGAAAAACAAUGAUAGAAAGAUUUUAAAAGAUUAACGAGUAACAAAAGAAGACAACAAGUAGAAUAUAAAGUUAUCACGAACCUUAACUUGAGGGGAAUAAAAAAUAAAACAGUGUCCCUAAGUAAAACAAAACCUAGACAAAGUACAGUAAACAAAACUGAUACGAAUAAAACCAAAACAGAACAAAACAUAUAAAAAAGAAACAUCUGAAAUCUACCAUGAACUUUACACUUGAGAGAAUGAAAACAAUGAGACAAAAACUGAAAAACACGUUAACUUUACACAAAAUUAAGAAAAAAAAAACCCUGAAAACUUAAUAAAAAAACGAAAGAUAAUUGGUCAAAAUAAAUAAUACGAACCAAAAUCAAAAGGGAACAAGAAGUACCAGACCACCACCUGACCCACACACGCAAACAUGGUGCUACUCGUGACGUGUUCAUGACCGGACUUGGCUGCUAACCUAAUGACCUGACCUGACCUCACCUGGCCUGUGUCACCUCACCUGCGAAUGUGUACAGGUGCUUGAAGGAGGUGCUGACGUGUGUGUGUGUGUGUGUGUGUGUGUGUGUGUGUGUGUGUGUGUGUGUGUGUGUGUGUGUGUGUGUGUGUGUGUGUGUACGUCAGAAGGCAGGAGUGGCAGGCCGUCAGGUUAAUUUAGGAUAUAUUCAUACAUUCGUACACAUACAUCAAAGUUUCCUAAGAACUUUGUUACGUGCUCCCUGAAUGAAGAUGUAGUGACAAAUAUUUUAAUAUUCUCAUUCAUAUAUGUGUAUGUACGUGCGUACGUAGUGUGUUACCAUAAAAUUAUGUACAAAAAUGUGAAUGUUUACGUGUGUGUGUGUGUGUGUGUGUGUGUGUGUGUGUGUGUGUGUGUGUGUGUGUGUGUGUGUGUGUGUGUGUGUGUGUGUGUGUGUGUGAUGUGUGAUAGCGUGUACAUACCAUUUUCCCAGAGGCAUUAUUACGGACACAUGAGAAACAGGCGAAGAAAUCUAUAGGCUGCUUCUAUACAUCUAAUAACAAAUAACGUCUCAUCUCCAUCCCACUCCUUCCAUCCCCUUCCCUUCCCUCUUUCCCUUCCCUUGCGCUGGUGAACCAACUACCCUCAACUCUCCAGCCCACCCCACCCCUGUCACAGCCGGAGACAAGGAGCAGCAAUAGCACCAGGAGGAGGAGAAGGAGGAGGAGGGCGGUGCACAAAACGAGACAGCCCUUUCCCUACUGUGUCUUCGCCCUGGACGGCUGGCUGUCACCACACGGCCUUCCUUGAGAGUCUUCUGAGUCUACUAUGAGUCUUAGGCCUGUAUUCUUAAACGCUUUGCUCUCUUUCCAUCACUACUUUCCAAGGGCUCUAGUUGGAGAUGUUCAUGUUUUUAAGGGUAUUCUUAUGGUUUCGGUGAUGGACUGACAAAAUUUAUAGAUUGUUAUAAGGAGAAACUAUCUUGAAAACCUGGCUGGUCGUCUCUAUGGCCUUGGAAAACUACCGUGGUGAGAGAGCAUGGCUUUUCUGAAUACGGGCGUAAGUCUUCUAUGACGCCGCACUCAUUUCGAUGUGACGUGUGAUUGUGGAUUUUUGAAGCGGUUUCUGUGGCGUCACGCUGAUGUCACGGGUAUCGCAGCCCAGUGUUUGUGAAGUCUGGAAAUUGUUGCGAUUGUGUGGCUGUGUGCACUCCCUCGUUCUGCCCAGUAAGCGCCCCGCCAUAGGACUUCCCUGGUUGAUAAGGCCCGUAUUCUGAAACACUUCCGCGCCGCACCUUCACUAUUUUGAAAGGGCUCUAGUUGAAGUGAUACGGGUUUUUAAGAAGGUUUUUGUAAUUCUAGUGACGUGUUAACAAGUUUUCUGCAUUAUCAACAGGACAAAUAUUCCGUAAAACUCGGCUAAUCGUCUCUGUAGUCUUUAAAAAUGGUCGCGGUAAGAGAGGGAAACGUUUCUGAAUAUGGCGCUGAGUACGAGUGUGUUUAUUAUUGUGUGCCUGGCGGAUGAGGGGCGAGGUGGAGCGAGGCAGAAAAUCAAAAGAGUAUAUUCAUAUUUUUCUCCCAUUCCUUUUUGGUGAAUUCGUUACUUAUUCAAGUCGGUGUUUGUUGGGAUUUGUUGGUGUGUUCGUUAUUCCUUUUUUAUUCACGGACGGAUUGAAAGGUUUGGGUUGGAAGGUAGGAACAUAAGAGCCAAUGUAAAAACCUGUCUGUCAAUGUCUUUCACGCUGCACAUACGUCCCGCGUCCACCGCUCAGCUGGCAACAAACAACGUGUAAUGCUACAUCAACACAAUUUCCUGACUCCACUUUGCUAGCGCUCCUUGUCGCUAGAAGUAUUUUAUUAAGCCUCUUAUUAGAAAAAAAAAGACUCUUAUCACUUCAUUAUUAUUUCAUGCUCAAUACUCGGAGGAUUUCCAAAGGACAAAACAUAAUACGAAACACCCUACGCUUCCAAUACUCCAUCGCAACGACUCUCUCUCCGACCAGUGGUGUUUUAAAGCGAAUGGCACGAAAUAAAAGACACAACACGGAGAAAGAUACAAACCAUCCCUCACUCAACAAAGCGACGCUCCACUCGCAGCAACCUUUCUUCGGCAGCAGUUUACGCCGAAUUGCACCAAAUUACUUUCUUCCCGAAACUUUCCUCGACCAGAAGUAUUUUAAAGCAAACAGUGGAAUAAAAAGCAUGAAUUACGAGAUAUACACAAGCUGACCCUCUACAAAGCGACGCUCCACUCAAAAACACCUUCCUUCGGCAACAGUUUACGUGGAAUUACGGCAAAUCACCUUAGAAACAUACCGAGGCUUAAGAUCUGUGAGGAGGAGAGUAAUCUCAAACAUCGUGGGAAGGGAAAGGUGGUCGUGGCGAAGCGCUGACGGAUCUCGGAAAGCUUUUAAACCCAUGAAAGAGGAAGGAAAGAGAGACGGGCCUUGCCGGAGACGAAUUAGCAGAUCAAUGGUCAACGUGGAAGAGAGACGCGAGGGAAGGGAAGAAAGGAGGGAAGGAAUAAAGGAAGGAAGGGCGAGCAGCAGUGAAGUUAAUGAGCAAAGGAGCAAAGGUGAGAGGGAGCGAGGACAUUACCACUACCUCAGCUUGGAAAAGAGGGUUCCGUUUUUUAUUCAAUGACUCGGUGACUGUGACUCCCUUUGAUUACUGAAGGGGGAACUCGUGUAUAGCCAGCACGUCAUUGGUAAAGUGUUUUGUACCCUUGCUGCCGCUAUACACACCGCUGGACAGACGAAAAUCAAUGCUAAUCUUUAAAUUUAGGCUAGUUUGAGAUAUAUACAAUUGAGAGACAGAAAUAAGAGCAGGGUUUCUGGUGUCACUUUCUUGCAUUUAGGAGCAAAACAAAACUAGAAUGCUUAUUAAGAUGUUGAUAUAUCUAAAAUGAUUAUAAUGGAAGUAAAACACCUUCGUCUAUUAGUAACACGAGAAGAAAUUGUGUGUAGAGAGUCAGAUACAGAAUGAUGCAACCUUCAACCUGGAAACCCUCGUCCAUACACUCUAACAGUUAUUUGGAAGCUCAAUAACGCUGCAUUUUAAGGAGAUAGCGUGAGAGAGGCAAGGCGGAAGGAAGGGAUGGCGGCGGCAGUGGUGGUGAGGCGAGGCAGGAUGUAGGAAGGAAUAGAAGUGAGAGGAAGGGAAGGAAAUGUGCAGAGCUUGAGUGAGGGAACAGGAAAGGAUGGUGAGAGGGAGAAAUGGAGGAAGGAGGCAAUAAAGUGGUGAAGCAGCGAGAGAUAGUGGCGAGAGGUAGGGAAAGAGAAAGGAGUAGAAGUGCAGGAAGCAAGUAGUGAAAAGGGAAAAUAUAGGAACGAAAGAGAGUGGUAGAGAGAGUUAAGGAGAGGGAGAGGGAAGAAAGAGUACAGGAGGUGAAUGGGGAAGCUGCAAGGGAUAGCGUAGUAGUGCUGUCAUCAUAUUUUAGUCUGACAACACCUUUACGCCCUGCCUGUGUCUUUUACUCCUGAACGAGAUGUAGGUAGGGGCAAGAGGAGGCUGGUGGACGGCGGGUGAGGUGAGGUGAGGUGAGGUGAGCUGAGGGCGCCGCGUUGGAAGUGUAAAUCACAAACCAAACGAGGGAGAGGGAGAGGGCGCGAGAGGAAGGGAAAAAGUGUGAAUAAAAAUGCAACAGUGAGCUCUCUGGUUGCCCCGUGACGCUUUUCUUUCACUUCAUCGGCCAGGGAGUAGUUUCGCCGGUUUGCAGAUGAAGCGAAACGAG